Trifolium pratense (red clover) is the source of this 1628-nucleotide messenger RNA. Its product is annotated as peroxisome biogenesis factor 10. The transcript is spliced from 11 exons. Lineage: Eukaryota; Viridiplantae; Streptophyta; Magnoliopsida; Fabales; Fabaceae. Gene Ontology annotation, biological process: protein import into peroxisome matrix. The record is from RefSeq and is a predicted model, not a curated record. Gene Ontology annotation, cellular component: peroxisomal membrane. Gene Ontology annotation, molecular function: zinc ion binding. The coding region runs from base 71 to 1267 and encodes 398 amino acids.
UUCACGGUUCUCCUCUUUCUUCUUCUUCCUUUUGACGAUAGUAAGUAACUCUUCCCUGCGAAAAUAUUCCAUGGGCUGGGGUCACAUCGGAAUACAUGGCUCAGAUUCCGGUAACAACGCCGAUGCAGGUCCGAGCACCAGCACGCCGUUACCACGGCAGUUUCCUCCGGCAGCUCAACCGGAAAUGAUGCGAGCAGCUGAAAAAGACGAUCAAUACGCCUCUUUCGUUUACGAAGCCUGUCGCGACGCCUUCCGCCAACUCUUCGGUACUAGAGUUGCGGUGGCUUAUCAAAACGAGACGAAACUUUUAGGACAAAUGCUUUACUAUGUUCUUACAACAGGCUCUGGACAACAAACACUUGGAGAAGAAUACUGUGAUAUCACUCAGGUUGCAGGAACUUAUGGACUUCCUCCUACACCCGCCAGACGUGCUUUAUUCAUUGUAUACCAGUCGGCGAUUCCAUACAUUGCAGAACGAAUUAGUUCUAGAAUUGCUUCCCGGGGCAUUAUCCUUGCUGACUAUGAGUCUGCUGAGAGUUAUUAUGGUGAAAAUGCCCGUGGAAGUAGUAAUUCUCGGGUUUCUGCCGCAAGUGAACUUUCUCCUUUGUCUACUUCAGGGCAGUCUACUUCAACUCUGACGAGGUUGAAGGAGAAACUCGGUGGAUUUUGGUUGCAUAUGGUUCAGAGAUGGCCUACGAUGCUCCCUUUUGUUCGUGAGUUAUUGCAGUUGCUUCUUCGUGCUAACCUCAUGUUGUUUUACUUUGAAGGUCUCUAUUAUCAUAUAUCCAAACGUGCUGCAGGCAUUCGUUAUGUGUUCAUAGGAAAAGCAUCAAAUCAAAGACCCAGAUAUCAAAUACUGGGAGUAUUUCUCUUGAUUCAACUUUGUGUAAUAGCUGCUGAAGCGCUGCGCCGAAGAAAUUUUACAUCACUUGCCGGUUCAGUUCAUCAGGCAUCCUUUGCAACCGACCAUACAUCAGCAGGACAUGGUUUGCCUGUUCUAAAUGAAGAAGGUAAUUUGGCAUCUUCAGAAGCUGACAAUGGAAGUUGGAUCUCUGGAUCUUCAUCUUCUGAGCAGCUUGCAUCUAGUGGGGUUAGCAAAUGCACGCUUUGCCUGAGUAAUCGUCAACACCCAACAGCUACUUCCUGUGGCCAUGUAUUUUGCUGGAACUGUAUCACAGAAUGGUGCAACGAAAAGCCAGAGUGCCCUCUUUGCCGUACCCCUAUAACACACUCAAGUCUAGUUUGUAUUUAUCAUUCAGAUUUCUAGAAUAUGUUUCUCAUGGGCUGUAGUCUUUUGUAAAUGGAAAGAAGAUAGCAUGAAAGGUAAUUGCAGCAAUUUCACAUCAAAAUUGGCUCACCUCUAUGCUGCUACUUCUGUUCAAGCUUAUGAUCUUUCUUAGGCUCCCAGCUACUGUCUAAGUAAAGUUAGCUAUUUGAAAGUUGUAGCUCUGAUUUAUUGCUGAACAAUUUUCAUUGGUGUCAAUAUACUGUCUCAGAUUUGGUAUGCAAUGAAAAGAGAAAGGAAACACACGAGGUGUUCAUAUGAUACAAUUGUUUUCCCUCGUGGUAAAAUUAAGGGGACAAUUCCGGUUGUUUGAAAAGAUAAAAAUAUAAUGGCCAAAUUUUCA